AUGGUCUCCAGAGAAAAGAAGCCCGACUAUGAGGAUCAGCACCAGGAGGACAUGGCAGCUUCUCAGGAAUGUUUGACCUUCAAGGAUGUAUCAGUAGAUUUCUCUUGGGAGGAGUGGGGAUGUCUUGACCCAGCUCAGCGGAAAUUGUACUCAGAUGUGAUGUUGGAGAAUUACAGCAACCUGGUCUCCCUGGGUCUGGUUGUUUCAAAGCCAGUCCUGGUCACAUUUUUGGAACAAAUGCAGGAGAGCUGGGAUGUUUCCAGAAAAAAGUCAAUAUCCACACCCCCAGCUGUAUCAUCUGUAUAUAAGCAGGAAUUCUUGCAAAUGUCAGGAAGAGAAGAUUUAUUAUUUGAAGCGACACUGAGUACAUGGGAUUCAGAGAGAACCAGUCAAUGCGAUGCAAAUCGGAAGAAUACUAUCCACAAGUCAAAUCCUAAAGUACAUCAGAAGACUCAGCUUCCAGAUAUCCAUGAUGAAGGUGGUAAAGUAUUUGACCAAAUGUUAAAUCACAAUACUCAUCAGGAUUUUCAUAUUGUGAAACUGGAAAUAAAGGAAGGUGUAAAUCAACAUAAAAAAAAUUACCCUGCAAAAAAGGCUGAUAUAUGCAAAGAAUGUGGCAAUGCAUUUAGGAUUACCUCAAACCUUACACAUCAGCACAGAUUUCACACUGGAUACGGCCCUGGUAAAUAUAGACAAUGUGGUAAAGCUUUUAGCCAGUCUUCAGAUUUCAAUGAAUAUCAAAAAAAUCAUAAAGGAAAGAAAAAAUUUGAAUGUAGUGAAAGAGACAAUGCCUUUCUGGAGUCCGGUAGUCUUGCACAAGAUCACAGAAUUCUUACUGGAGAAAAGCAUUAUGAGUGUAGAGAAUGUGGAAAAGCCUUUAGGUGCUCCUCAACCUUUACGUGUCAUCAGAGAUUUCAUACUGCAGGGAAACCUUAUCAAUGUAUACAAUAUGACAAAGCAUUUACACAGUCUUCAAACCUUACUUGCCACCAAAUAAUUCAAACUGGAAAGAAGCCUUAUAAAUGUGCACACUGUAGGAAAGAAUUUACACACUCCUCAAGCCUUACUCAACAUCAGAAAAUGCAUAUUGGAGAGAAGCCUUAUCAAUGCACACAAUGUGACAAAACCUUUAGCCGGACUGCACACCUGACUCAACAUCAGAAACUUCAUACUGGAGAGAAACCCUAUGAAUGUACACAAUGUGGGAAAGCCUUUAGGCAGCGGAUAACGCUUACUCAACAUCAGAAAAUUCAUACUGGUGAGAAGCCCUAUGAAUGUACACAAUGUGAAAAAGCCUUUAGACACCUGAAAACACUUACUAAUCAUCAGAAAAUUCAUACUGGAGAGAAGCCCUAUGGAUGUACACAAUGUGGGAAAACCUUUAGAUGGCAGGGAACACUUACUCAGCAUCAGAAAAUUCAUACUGGAGAGAAGCCCUAUGAAUGUACACAAUGUGGCAAAACCUUUAGCCAGACUGCACACCUGACUCAACAUCAGAAAAUCCAUACUGGAGAGAAACCCUAUGAAUGCACACAAUGUGGGAAAACCUUUAGAUGGCAGGGAACACUUACUCAGCAUCAGAAAAUUCAUACUGGGGAGAAGCCCUAUGAAUGUACACAAUGUGGCAAAACCUUUAGCCAGACUGCACACCUGACUCAACAUCAGAAAAUCCAUACUGGAGAGAAACCCUAUGAAUGCACACAAUGUGGGAAAACCUUUAGAUGGCAGGGAACACUUACUCAGCAUCAGAAAAUUCAUACUGGGGAGAAGCCCUAUGAAUGUACACAAUGUGGCAAAACCUUUAGCCAGACUGCACACCUGACUCAACAUCAGAAAAUUCAUACUGGAGAGAAACCCUAUGAAUGUACACAAUGUGGGAAAGCCUUUAGACACCAGGGAACACUUACUCAACAUCAGAAAAUUCAUACUGGAGAGAAGCCCUAUGAAUGUACACAAUGUGGCAAAACCUUUAGCCAGACUGCACACCUGACUCAACAUCAGAAAAUUCAUACUGGAGAGAAACCCUAUGAAUGUACACAAUGUGGGAAAGCCUUUAGGCAGCGGAUAACACUUACUCAACAUCAGAAAAUUCAUACUGGAGAGAAGCCCUAUGAAUGUACACAAUGUGGCAAAACCUUUAGCCAGACUGCACACCUGACUCAACAUCAGAAAAUUCAUACUGGAGAGAAACCCUAUGAAUGUACACAAUGUGGGAAAGCCUUUAGGCAGCGGAUAACACUUACUCAACAUCAGAAAAUUCAUACUGGUGAGAAGCCCUAUGAAUGUACACAAUGUGGGAAAACCUUUAGACAUCAGGGAACACUUACUCAGCAUCAGAAAAUUCAUACUGGUGAGAAGCCCUAUGAAUGUACACAAUGUGAAAAAGCCUUUAGACACCUGAAAACACUUACUAAUCAUCAGAAAAUUCAUACUGGAGAGAAGCCCUAUGGAUCUACACAAUGUGGGAAAGCCUUUAGCCAGACUGCACACCUGACUCAACAUCAGAAAAUUCAUACUGGAGAGAAACCCUAUGAAUGCACACAAUGUGGGAAAACCUUUAGAUGGCAGGGAACACUUACUCAGCAUCAGAAAAUUCAUACUGGAGAGAAGCCCUAUGAAUGUACACAAUGUGAAAAAGCCUUUAGACACCUGAAAACACUUACUAAUCAUCAGAAAAUUCAUACUGGAGAGAAGCCUUAUACAUGUGCACAUUGUGGCAAAGCCUUUACAUGCUCCUCAACCCUUAUUCUACAUCAGAGAGGUCAUUCCCAUGAGAAGGUUUAUGUAUGUAAAAUAUGUGGUAAAAUCUUUCACCAGUCCUGUAAGCUUUCUCAGCAUCAGAAACUGCAUAUAGGAGAGAAACCCUGA
Messenger RNA from Phyllostomus discolor (pale spear-nosed bat), 2868 nucleotides. RefSeq names its product zinc finger protein 420-like. The transcript is spliced from 6 exons. Gene Ontology annotation, biological process: regulation of DNA-templated transcription. The coding region runs from base 1 to 2868 and encodes 955 amino acids. NCBI's taxonomy places the organism in Eukaryota, Metazoa, Chordata, Mammalia, Chiroptera, Phyllostomidae. The record is from RefSeq and is a predicted model, not a curated record.